AUGGCGACGGCUCUCUAUGUCCUCAACGUGUCUGAUGACAACAGCUCCGCGUGGAACCUAUCCAGCUCCUCCUUCAGCGGCCUGGACAGGGUGUUUGAGCUGCGGCCCCUCUUCAUCCCUCUGUACGCCAUGGUGGUCCUGGUGGCGUGCUCGGGCAACCUUCUCCUGCUGCUCCUCAUCGGCCUCAACAAGAAGCUCCACAGCACCACCAACUUCCUGAUCUGCAACCUGGCGCUGGUGGACCUGGUCAUGUGUAUCUUCUGCGUGCCCAUGACCGUCUCGUACGCCUUCGACCGGCGCGGCUGGCUGUUCGGGCCCUUCACCUGCCACUUUGUCACACUCAUGCAGUCGGCCACGGUGUUUGCCGCCGUGCUCUCGCUCACGGCCAUCGCGGUGGACCGCUACGUCGUGGUGGCGUACCCCAUCCGGCGGCGAGCUGGGCGACACUUCUGCGGAGGCCUGGUGGUGACCAUCUGGCUGUGCGCCCUCGCCAUGUCCACCCCGACGGCAUUGCACACGGGCUACCUGGACCUGAGCGCCACCGGACACCACAUGAUCGUGUGCGAGGAGUUCUGGUACGGCGAGGAGAGGGGACGCCUGGUCUACUCCUGCUUCUUCCUGUUGCUGUCCUACUUUGUGCCCCUGAGUGCCGUCAGCGUGUCCUAUUGCGCCAUCUCUUGCCACCUGCGGAACCGCCACCUGUCGGGCCUGAUGGCAGCGCUGCCGUCCUCCUACCCGGAGAAGUGGGGGCGCAAGCGGAGGAAGACCUUCCGCCUCCUGCUGGUCUCCGUGCUCUGCUUCGCCUUCUCCUGGCUGCCCUUGCAGGUGGUGAACCUCAUCCGAGACCUGGACAGUGACUUCGCCAUCCUGGGGAAAGACCACGUCAACAUCAUCCAGGUGUCGUGCCACCUGUUCGCCAUGUGCUCGGCCUGCUACAACCCCUUCAUCUACGCCUCGCUCCACGACAAGUUCCUGACCUACCUGUGCCACCGCGUGCUGGCCAGACGGAGGCUGGAGAGGGCCAGGAGCAGGAGCCUCAACACCUCCUCCAACCGCCUCACGCGCCUCCACACCUCCUCCACCCUCACCGACAUCCAGGCCAUCAGUGCCAAGGUCAGCACCCGCGAGGAGCUGACGGCGCUGCGAUGAUGAACCAGCAUCUCUCUCGUCUCGUCUCGUCUCGUGGGAUCCUUGCUGUCACCUCGCUUGCAAUCACUGCUGCCGCGCUGGUCGCUCCCGCAGAUCCUUGCAAUCACACUACACUUCAGCUCGCAGAUCCUUACAAUCACAGAAACCCUCUAAUGGCCUGGUGGGGACCAAGCUGUUGCCUUUGCGUUUUGUGGUGACUUGCUCUGCCCCAGCUUGGAACAUUGUGGAUUUGUGGCUCGUUUCAUUGCCGCUUCAGCACAAAAAAAUAAUGUCAGACUAUGAUGAGUUUAGGAAUAGGCUGUGAAACUUGGGUCUCACUCUUAACCUUAAAAGAAUGUAUUGGUAUAUAGAUCGUAGAACAGAUGCCAAAUGUUUGUGUGUGUGUGCUGUGCGGACGUGUCUGCCUACCUGCCAGGCUGCCUGCAUAUGUGCAUCUGUGUGUGCACACAUGGGUGAAUGAAGGCAAGGCAAUUUUAUUUCUAAAGCGCAU
This is a messenger RNA of Engraulis encrasicolus (European anchovy), 1639 nucleotides long. RefSeq names its product prolactin releasing hormone 2 receptor (gene prlh2r). The transcript has 3 exons. The coding region runs from base 1 to 1149 and encodes 382 amino acids. NCBI's taxonomy places the organism in Eukaryota, Metazoa, Chordata, Actinopteri, Clupeiformes, Engraulidae. Gene Ontology annotation, cellular component: neuron projection; plasma membrane. Gene Ontology annotation, molecular function: neuropeptide Y receptor activity; neuropeptide binding. The record is from RefSeq and is a predicted model, not a curated record. Gene Ontology annotation, biological process: G protein-coupled receptor signaling pathway.